Messenger RNA from Stylophora pistillata, 624 nucleotides. Its product is annotated as zinc import ATP-binding protein ZnuC-like. The record is from RefSeq and is a predicted model, not a curated record. Lineage: Eukaryota; Metazoa; Cnidaria; Anthozoa; Scleractinia; Pocilloporidae.
AUGGGGCCGAAUGGCGCAGGAAAAUCGAGUUUAGUACGUAUCGUUCUUGGAUUGUUGUCUCCAACGCAAGGGGUGAUUAAUAGAGAAAAAAGUGUGCGCAUAGGGUACACGCCUCAAAAGUUUCACUUUAGCAAUUUUUUGAAUGUGGAUGUUGAAAGCUUCUUAAAACUGCAUCCACGAGUUACAAAAAAAGAUUUAGAAAAAGCGAUUGAUCUUCUGAAAAUCGAAAGUCUUCUUAAACGUUCUUUGCAUGUUUUAUCUGGUGGGGAACGCCAAAAAGUUUUGAUGGCACGUGCUUUGAUUGGGGGGCCUAAUGUAUUGGUUCUGGAUGAACCUCUCAGUGGUGUUGAUGUUGCGGGGCAAUCUAUUUUAGGAGACUUAAUUGUACAGCUGGUGCGACAAGAAAAAAUGGCUGUUCUUCUUGUCUCUCAUGACCUUCAUUUUGUUUUAGCGCAAAGUGAUCAGGUGAUUUGUUUGAAUGGCCAUAUUUGUUGUGCAGGGUGUCCAAAAACAGUUGUUAAAGAUCCAUCGUAUCAAGCGUUAUUUAGUGUACACGGGGCCUUUGUCCCUUACAAUCACGCACAUGAUCAUUGUGAUCAUGAGGGAGGGGAACACAGUGAUUGA